CUUCACUGAGGGCCUGGGUGUCAACAAACCAGACGACGCCAGCCGAGACGCGAGACGAGUGAGAGGCUGGCAUCAUGGCUUGGCGUUUUAAAGUGAGUAAGUACAAGAAUGCGGCUCCAAUUCUGCCGAAGAAGGAAGAUUGGGUUAAUGACAUCAAGGUUGGGGCACCACAGUCAUGCGGAAAUCAUGUCAAAGCAUCGGCAGCAUUUAUUGCUUUCAAUGUUGAAAACAGAGGUGGAGGAAGCCUUGGGGUUGUUCCACUAGAUUACAAAGGCAGAAUUGACUCAACAACUCCCCUAGUCCACGGACACUCUGAUCUCAUCACAGACUUUGAUUUCUCGCCCUUCGAUGAUGGGAUGUUGGCAACGUGUUCAACGGAUGCAAAUGUUAAAAUUUGGCACAUCCCAGAAGGUGGACUCACAGAGAGUCUGGCCAAUGCAGAAUACGCCUUACCGCAGUUUGACAAGCGUGUGGAAAAUGUCCUGUUUCACCCAACCACUGAGUUCAUCCUCACAGUGGCUUACUUUGACACUGUGAAGCUCUGGGAUAUCAAGCACGAGAAAGAGUUGUUCUGCUUCAGUGGCCAUGAGGAUCAGGUACAGAGCACAAGCUGGAAUGGUAUUGGGUCUAUGUUUGUCACUUCCUCCAAGGACCGCACCGUUAGGAUCAUAGACCCUAGGGCUGACAAGGUGGCAUACGAGGCUGAGAGUCACAAGAGCCCCAAAGACUCCCGCGUUGUCUGGCUUGGAAACUCUGACCGCAUCCUCUCUACGGGCUAUGAUGGAUCACGUGUCAGAGAAGUCAGAUUAAGGGACUUGAGAAAUUUCUCAAAGCCCUAUAAGGUCCAAGCAUUUGAUUCUUCAACUGGAAUAUUUAUGCCUUUGUAUGAUGCAGAUACAAACAUGCUCUUCCUAGCUGGGAAGGCAGAUGUGAGCAUUAUGUAUUGGGAGGUUGCAGACAAGGAACCCUUCCUCACAGAAGGUCUCAAGCAUAAUGGCUCAGUGCAGACCAAAGGAGCAUGUCUAGUGCCAAAGCGAGGACUAGAUGUCAUGACAGGAGAAGUGAAUCGUCUGCUCCAGCUCACCUCAAAUGCCAUUAUUCCUAUAACCUAUCAGGUGCCAAGAAAGACGUAUCGAGAGUUCCACGCCGACAUCUUUCCUGAAACCCCAGGUUAUGUACCGUCUACCUCCAUCACACAGUGGCUUGAGGGUGCCAGUGUUCAAAGAAAGACCAUUUCCUUGGACCCAGGCAAGAGACCCUCACCAAAGUACCAGAUCCACCGCGGACCACUUAGCAAGCGCGAGGACCCCAAACCAGAGCCAGAUACCCCUGUGCCUGCCCCCCGCUCACGAAUCUCUAAUGGCACUGAGAAUAAGCCUGUGAGUGAAAUACGUCCUACACUGUCCAAACCAACAGUGGCAGUCAAACGAGCUCUUAUAUCUCGGAACCGAAUCACAUCCCCUGGAGAGUGUGAAAUGGCAGGCUUUGGUUUUACAAGAAAUGUAGAGGGUCCAGAUAAUUGGUUGAGUGUUCUUAUACAUGAACGAGGACUCACGAAUAAGAAGGCCUCAGUUCCCUCUCGUUUUGGGGUGAUGGAUUAUGUCUUCUGUCUUCGAAAUGAUGAUCUCAACUAUGCUUUGCUCCUGGUCUCUCUAGUCAUAUUAACCAUGGAGAUUCAAAGGAGAGUGAACUAUAUGCUCGAAAGAGUCUAUAAUCUACUCACAUACAGUGAGUUCAUCAGGAUGAACGUGUCUACUAUCUUCCAUAACAUAAACUACAUUAAGGCUAAUGGAUCCAUACCAGAGAGGGGUAUAAGUUGUGAUAUCUGUGUGCGAUGUGACGCAUAUAUACGAUCACCACUGUCAAGGUGUAUGGACAAGGACUGCAAGACUCAGCCUCUUAUGAUAGUGAGCUCCAUUACGCCUCUCAUAACAUUCUCUAACUCCCCGACAGUGUCUGUACUCUAUCUAAUUAUCGAUACAGCUGGUAACCUUUUCAACUCCAGAUUGGAUGGUUGGGAUUAUGGUCUCUCUAAUAUUGAAUUUAUCUUUAAUAUUACAACGUUUCCGUAUGUUCAUGAAUUGGUUUUAUAUAACCAGUGUGUUAUUAAGAUUGUAUCAUGUGUGACUUAUAAUCCAGACGACAUCGAUUUCUGGCACUUACGAUCGCACUGUUCCUCCUGUGUAUCACUGCCACAUCUUAUGCUAGACUAUAUUCGCUACGAAGAAUCCCAAGCACUCAUAACAAGUCCACUACCGAAACCUCUCGAUCCGAUUCGAUGGUGUAAUGGGCCAGUGGGAACUCAGAAGCCGGGAGCAAGAGUACCUAUUCUGGGGUGUUAUGCCCUCUUAGAGGCUGUCUUCAAUCGAAUUGUCCGUGUACCACUUAAUACAGCAUCGCCUUCAAGAACACGAUCCAUGUUAGAUAAACUGCUGAUUGCGCCGCAUCUGUUUUUUGACUCUCAGCCAGCAAAAACCGCCUUAUCUUUUCCUCAUCCCAUAUCUCCUCGCUUACACACUACUCCAUAUUACCUCAACAGGGAUUUUGGUGAUAGCACCAUCUUUGCCUACGAGAUUGGGAGCGAUUACCCACACCUGUUUCCAUUGUCCAACCACAAGUGUGGAAGUGUCCAUCAGGGAUUGGUCUUGUUGCCAAAGCAGAUGUGCGAUGUUCGGCAAGUUGAAUUCUGCAAGGCAUUGAGAUUAACCUCUUCCAUUCUCGAGCCCCUCUCCUUCACUGUCCCCAGAGUAAAGACGGAGCUGUUCCAGGAUGACCUCUUCCCACCAACUUUUGUCAGCUGGGAGCCAGUGAUGACAGCUGCAGAGUGGCUUGGAGGACACCGCCCGCCACGGACACAAUCCCUGCAGCCAGAAGAUAUGAUUAGCUUGUCUGAGAGUCGUGAGCAGCAGUCCCCCGUGGCACCUCCAACUUACGGUGGACCCCAGACUCACAUCCGGCAUGAGACCCCACCUUUCCUCAAGGGCAUGGUACCUAAUGAAGUUCGACAGACGCAACACAAGAACCUUAAUGUGCCUGAGGAAGUCCAGGAGACACAGACACGGCUGGAAGAGUCGAUGAGCCAACAGAUGAAUCAGGUGACGAAGACGCUGGAGCAGGACAGGAUGGAAGGCGUUGAUUCCACUGAAUGGGAGGACUAG
Penaeus vannamei (Pacific white shrimp) is the source of this 3158-nucleotide messenger RNA. The record is from RefSeq and is a predicted model, not a curated record. NCBI's taxonomy places the organism in Eukaryota, Metazoa, Arthropoda, Malacostraca, Decapoda, Penaeidae.